AUGCGAGUGUCCCCGGAGGCGCGGUGCUCCACACGCUGGUUGCUGGUGGCUGUGGGGACCCCGCGGCUGCCGGCUGCAGCGGCGAGAGGGGCCCGGUCGCCCAUGGGGGGCGUGGUGGGGGCGUCGCUGAGCCGCAGUCUGAGCGUCACCGCCUUCGCGCCUUCCCUGGGAGCUCGCGGUCCCGGGGCGCUGCUGACAUUGAGACCUGGUGUCAGCCUCACAGGAGUAAGAAGUUACCCUUUUGUUUGUACUGCCUCCUUCCACACAAGCGCCCCUUUGGCCAAAGAGGAUUAUUACCAGAUAUUAGGAGUGCCCCGAAGUGCCAGCCAGAAGGAGAUCAAGAAAGCCUAUUACCAGCUUGCCAAGAAAUAUCACCCAGACACGAAUAAGGAUGAUCCCAAAGCCAAGGAGAAGUUCUCCCAGCUGGCAGAGGCCUAUGAGGUCCUGAGUGAUGAAGUGAAGAGGAAGCAGUAUGAUACCUAUGGCUCUGCUGGCUUCGAUCCUGGGGCCAGUAGCUCUGGGCAGAGCUACUGGAAAGGAGGUCCCACUGUUGACCCAGAGGAGCUCUUCAGGAAGAUCUUUGGGGAGUUCUCAUCCUCCUCUUUUGGAGAUUUCCAGAGUGUGUUCAGUCAGCCUCAGGAGUACAUCAUGGAGUUGACGUUCAAUCAAGCUGCCAAAGGCGUCAACAAGGAGUUCACUGUGAACAUCACUGAUACCUGUGAACGGUGUGACGGCAAAGGGAAUGAGCCCGGCACCAAGGUGCAGCACUGCCACUACUGUGGCGGCUCCGGCAUGGAAACCAUAAAUACAGGCCCUUUUGUGGUGCGUUCCACAUGUCGGAGGUGCGGUGGCCGGGGCUCCAUCAUCACAUCUCCCUCCGUGGUGUGCAGAGGAGCAGGACAAGCCAAGCAGAAGAAGAAGGUGGUGAUCCCCGUGCCUGCUGGAGUCGAGGAUGGCCAGACUGUGAGGAUGCCUGUAGGAAAAAGGGAAAUUUUCAUCACAUUUAGGGUGCAGAAGAGCCCUGUGUUCAGGAGGGACGGUGCAGACAUCCACUCCGACCUCUUCAUUUCCAUAGCUCAGGCCAUCCUUGGGGGCACCGCCAGAGCGCAGGGCCUAUAUGAGAGCAUCAACGUGACGAUCCCCCCUGGGACUCAGUCAGAUCAGAAGAUUCAGAUGAGCGGGAAAGGCAUCCCCCGGGUUAACAGCUAUGGCUAUGGAGAUCACUACAUUCAUGUCAAGAUCAGAGUUCCAAAGAGACUGACAAGCCGGCAGCAGAGCCUGAUCCUGAGCUACGCUGAGGACAAGACCGACGUGGAGGGGACGGUGAACGGCGUCACCAACACAAGCACUGGAAAACGGUCCACUGGAAACUAGGCUGGGAGCAGCAGCCCUUCCUUGUGGCCAGGGCACCUUGGAUGCAGGAGGAUUCCACACGACAGCACCGAGCCCCUGCCUGCAGAGGCCCUCUGGACCACCCUGGCAACAACAAAAUCAUGUGACAACGCACCUCCCCAUGGAAGGGGCAUGGUGGACAGCCCCUGGGCAGUAAGGCAUGGCAGGCCUAAGGGCUGGUAGUUUACUGUCCAUGGGUAGGUAACUCGGCGUCUCCUGGCUCCGGCAGAGUCAGACAGCUGGACACUUCUUGUAGAGCUAAAAUUCUAAUUUGGAAUC
Molecule: messenger RNA, 1671 nt
Organism: Hippopotamus amphibius kiboko
Lineage: Eukaryota; Metazoa; Chordata; Mammalia; Artiodactyla; Hippopotamidae
Product: dnaJ homolog subfamily A member 3, mitochondrial-like
Exons: 1
Coding region: 1-1374 (457 amino acids)
Biological process (GO): mitochondrion organization; protein folding; negative regulation of apoptotic process
Cellular component (GO): mitochondrion
Molecular function (GO): heat shock protein binding; ATP binding; protein kinase binding
Source: RefSeq, a predicted model, not a curated record